UAAACUUUUGCCACUAGAUGGCGACGUAUAAAUGUGAGAAGAGCCACAAGUGCCUUUAGGUUUCCUUGUGAUGUGUGUGUCUUGGGGUCGCAGCUUCAAGCCUCUGGAUGAUGCUUUGAACGUGGCUGUUAUCAAGUCCACUUUUGUUUCCCGGGUUUUAUUGGAAACGUGUUCAGGUCACAUGUGUUUUAUACGCUUAGAACGAUGGAGGACGUCUGCUGAUUAGAUUUCAACUUCAAAAUUAAGGGCUGAAAUGUCAUUUUAAAGAUGCCUGUAGCACAUACAUAUCCUUCGACAACCUUUGUUUAUAUCCUGUAUAUAAAGAGAGUAAAGGGCCAGUCACAUCAUCGUCACACCAAAGUACACAAAGCCUAGUGCAGUGUAAGCAGUUGGGUGAGCAGAGAGCCAGGGCUGUGGUGUGUGGAAAAUGCUAGUGGAGGCAGACAAUGCACUGGUCCGAGGCCUGACCAGCCCUCAGAGGGACAGGGGUCGCCUCACUGCGACAACAGCCCCCGUCUCCCUCCCUUCUUUUUCUUUUUUUGAACUGCUACAGCAUGGGCUCGGGGAGGACGCUGAAGUUCGCCCUGUGCGAGGUGCUGCAGUUUGCAGGCCUGUGUGUGCCCCUCUUCAUCGUCAUGCAGAGGUUUGCCGUCAUCGUAGCAAAGGUGAAAACCUCAGCGCAGCCUCCUGGCGACGGCGGCACAGCCUACUGGUUGAUCGUGGCCUCCUCCGUUGCCUAUGUCACCUCAACUGCCCUGCUGGUCUGGGUACCCCUGAAGUACAUGGUCUUCAUGAAAAAGAAGUUUCUCAUUGGGAGAAAGAAGUGGAGGCCUGUGGCCCUCGUAUAUGUGAUCCUGUCCACAUUACCCUGCUUUGCCUUUCUCAUCGCCAGCUCUGAGGUUCAGAUAAAUAACAACAUGAAAGAUGAUACGUUCACGGAGCUCCCUGUAUCACUAGUCCUCUUCUCUCUCAUCUGUAUUGACGUUGUGGAGAGGAUACGCCACUGCAGACUGACUGGCCAGGCUAACGACAUGGAGAGAGAUGCUGACAUCCCCUCCACUGUCCUCACACAUGUGGAACAGGUAACUCCAGUAGCACCUGUCACUCCAGCUGUGCCAGGGCCAGCUGCGCCCGGGCAAGGUGCUCCCACUCCUGCGCAACCAGGGGCAAGCCAGCCCAAUGACAGGAACCAGAAUGGAGCGGGGGGGGCUCGACCAGAGACCAACGGGACUGUCCCCGGGAUACCCGGUAAUCCUGGGAGACCAUUUAGUAUCUCUGGGUUGAGCUCUCGAUCAGUGAGCACCACAGCGUACCACAUAUCUCCAUACGCCUACACGGGUCCGCUGAGAUUCCUGUGUGCUAGCGACGCCCGAGCAGACGUGUUUGUGGACAGCUUUAUGUUCUGGAUGGAUACGGUGGAGAUGGUGCGGGUGGCAGGACAUCCCCUGGUCUACUACUCAGGCUGGGUGUUCCCCAUCUAUAUCUUCAGCUACCUGUCCUGCCUGCGUGUGGUGGUCAUGCCCCACAGCCCCCUGCUUUCCUCACUUGGAGUAGUUCUGCAGGACUUGCCCUUUUUCUUUGUGCGCGUUGGCCUCAUUGCCUUCUUUGGCUUCGUCACACCCCUCCUCUAUCUGAUGAAGAACCUGUUGGUGUGCCUGGCCUUCGUCUAUUUCAACUUCAUGACCAAGCUGAGGGUCUUCAACACGGAGAGGAUGUUCUUUUAAGACCAACACUUCAAGCAAAGACAGUGCAACAUUACGACAUAUAGCAGGAGCAAUAGAUCUGUCAGGAUCUGUAGGAUGACUUGAUAUGAUAGGGGCGCCAGCACCAGCAUUUUGGAAAUUCAUACCUAGCCAAAUGAAGUGUUGGAGAGAAAAUACUCUGUAGACUAAACCGUCUCAUCUCGGUUCGUCCUUUUUGCAGUCUACGACGGCUACGAUGGGCCAUACCUUCGUAGACCACUUCCGCCGAAGGAUGCGGCCCCUGAAUUGCCCCUCUAAAACUCAUUUGUGGCAGUUAGAAGUUUGUGAUGCUACACUGACUUGUUUACAAAGUUGAUUUUCUAGCUAAGACAUUUCUUAACUGUGACGUUAUACUACUUCGCAGCUUGAAACAAACUUAAUAAUGGAUCUAAGAAUAGCUGGUGCAACCAAACCAAAAGUAUGAUUUUGGGUAUGCAACACAGAUGAAACAUUUUUUUUGAUCAAAUGCAUGAUGGUACUUUUCACAGGCCAAAAGGGAGCUCUUAGGCAAUGUUUUCCCAUAAAGGACAUUGUGUCAAAUGACUGUUGCGUUAUGUAUUAUUUACCUUUUUGUUGAAACGUACUUUUUUUACCCCUCAAAACCCUUCACCCUCACCACGAAUGACACUUUGGGAAUGUACCUGUAAUGUCACUUGAGAUUUUUUUGGGAGACUUUUUUUCUACCAUCAUAAAGUGCAGUGAAUAUGUAAAAGCAUAAAUCCAUGUUGUUUAUAUUAGGUUUUUCUUUGCUAAGUUACAUUUUAAAAAGGAAAACAAAGUGUGAGUUUGUAUCAUUGAUACAUAUAUUUUGGUAAGGUUAAUAAAGAUAAUUAUUCAAAUAUGUUUUAAGUUUUAUUUGUGUGAUUUUUAUCAUGUAUGCAGAAGGUACUGACAUGAACUGAAGGUAGAUACAGUGUAUGUUUUCGAUGCCAAUUUAAACCUUUUACACUGGAAUUUGUCCAAUUUCUUCCCAGUAAGUCCUCAAGAGAAAAAGUUUCCUGUCAUUAUGCUGCAAAACAUUCUCGCAC
This is a messenger RNA of Seriola aureovittata, 2770 nucleotides long. Its product is annotated as transmembrane protein 236-like. The coding region runs from base 555 to 1724 and encodes 389 amino acids. Lineage: Eukaryota; Metazoa; Chordata; Actinopteri; Carangiformes; Carangidae. The record is from RefSeq and is a predicted model, not a curated record. The transcript has 4 exons.